Molecule: messenger RNA, 1806 nt
Organism: Ascochyta rabiei
Lineage: Eukaryota; Fungi; Ascomycota; Dothideomycetes; Pleosporales; Didymellaceae
Exons: 3
Coding region: 1-1806 (601 amino acids)
Cellular component (GO): mitochondrion
Source: RefSeq, a predicted model, not a curated record
AUGGCACUCCUUGCUGCCUCAGCUACUGUUUAUCGAGCGUCUACCUCGAAUGCGAUUCUAAAAUCCUUAUCAAUUAGUUGGUUUCGCCGACAGCUCUUUAAUUAUUCUCAGUUCGCGACGUUAGCUCAACCAACUUCGUCCUCACUACCGCAUUCCAGGCAGUACACUAUGACUUCCCACGACGUCGACAUCUCUCGAGACUGCGAUGUGGAGCAGUUUUACAAUUAUACCUCGGGUCGGUGGCUCUGGAAUGAGAAGUAUCAGCUUGCUCGACGUUACGUUAAGUUCGACCUGUCAGGACUCCUCCAAGUCUCAGCGCAAGCAAUCGGAGCUCGCUCUUGCGUUAAGGUUGAAAAACUGCCUGAAGGAAACUUCAGCAAGGUCUUCCUGAUUACCAUGGACGAUGGCCGAGAAUUAAUUGCCAAACUACCGAACCCGAAUGCUGGACGGCCGCACUUAACGACAGCCAGCGAAGCCGCCACUAUGGACUACGUGCGAAACGUCCUUAAUAUCCCAGCGCCCCGGGUAUAUGGCUGGAGCUCCUCGACCGACAAUCCCGUCAAAGCAGAGUACAUCUUGAUGGAGCGCAGUGGAGGGGUGGAGUUGGGCAAGAUAUGGCAUGAAGUAUCUUGGGAGGAGAGACUUGAGGUUGUCAGGGCCUUAGUCGGGUACGAGAAAGCCUUUGUGUCUGCCAAUUUCCCCAUGUACGGGAGCUUGUAUUAUGCGAAGGAUCUACCUACCCCGAGCCCAAGUCAACACCUUGACUCAGUCAACUCGACAGACAACGGAGAAGCCUUUGUAGUUGGCCCAACAACUAACAGAGCCUUCUUUGAUCAAGGAAGAGACUCCGUCGAAGUAAAUCGAGGGCCGUGGCCUUCACUUGGCGAAUUUAUCCAUUCUCGCGCCGCCCGAGAGCUAGCGUGCAUUGAUAAGUUCUCGUCGUAUCCUGCCCAGCAAGGGUUAUUCAGCGGCCCCAACCAAUACCAUCCAACCAGAGCGCUGAAGAUCGCAGUCCUCCAGGAUUAUCUGAAAGUCGCAACCCAUAUUCUGCCCAAAGAUGUCAACCUAUCAAAGCCUACUUUAUGGCACUCUGAUCUGCAUGGUGACAACAUCUUCGUUGACCCUUCCCAGCCGACAAAAAUCCUUAAUAUCAUCGACUGGCAAGCGGUUAACAUUUCCCCGCUCUUCCUCCAAGCACGCCACCCUUCGCUCAUCGAGUUCGAUGGGCCAAUACCAGAAGGCUUGAAGCCCAUAACACUACCCGAUGGCUUUGAUGACAUGAGUGAGGAGGCACAACAUCAAGCUAAGAACCUUCGAGCUGCUCAAUCUCUCUAUAAGCUUUAUGAGAUACUAAUGCUCAGGCAAUGUCCAGAGAUUGCUCAUGCGUUGCACUUUCGAGAAACCCUACACGGUCAAAUUACUGGACUGGCAAGCUCAAUCUUCAGUGAUGGAGAGCCAGUCCUCCAGGGAAUGCUCAUCCGACUUCAAGACGAGUGGACCACGUGUGUUGGGUCUUCUAUACCGUGCCCUCUUUCCUUCAAUUCUAAGGAUAGGACCCAGCAGCAAUGUCUCGAGACAAGUUGGAGCCAGGGUGUUGAGCUAAUGCAUGAGAUUCUGACCGAGAUUGGUGCAUACCAGGGAUGGGAUGGUUGGGUCAAUCAUGACAACUACUCCGUGUACAAGGAACGGUUGGCCCGAUGUCGCGAGGACUUUCUCAAUCGCUAUGCAAAAACCGAAGAGGAGAGAAGUCAAUGGAUCCAAGCUUGGCCGUUUGAAGACAAAGCACAUCCGGCAACUUGUUUGUGA